Cuscuta campestris is the source of this 901-nucleotide messenger RNA. Lineage: Eukaryota; Viridiplantae; Streptophyta; Magnoliopsida; Solanales; Convolvulaceae. The record is from the annotation of a GenBank genome assembly.
AUCAUUAUCAAAUAUCAUGAUCAACUAUUUAUUUAUAUUCAGUUCCUGUUGUUCAACUACACUUAACCCUAUAGGCUAAGGUUCCUUUUGACUAACUAAGCCAUGGACACUCGGACGGAUCCCCUGAGGCCACGCUUGAUGAAACCCAAAGAGAAUCCUCAAUGGGCGGAGGUGCCAAGCAAUGACACCGGGCAAAAUGAUUCGCAGAACACCUUUGAAGGAGAACGUAUCACCGGAGAACCACCAACUGAUGAAGAUUUGGUGAACUUUGAGGUUGGGCGCUGUGAAGGGUGCAUCAAUGAGAGUGCCAAAGUACCUCCAAACCUGGUGGCCAAAUUUGCAAUUUCCAAGAGAAAGAAGGAGGGCUUUGUGGUCACUGCAGGCUCUGGGGAGAUGCUGAACUUCAAACUCGCUGAAGGUGGAUUGGAAGGUAAGUUUCCUUUUUUCCAUGCUCUUGUUCACUGCAGCAGUUUCUUGAGAUUUGAAGCUUUAAUUUAUGUGGAUCUUUACAAGCUGAAGGAACAGAAUGCAAGACCAUCGGGCCAUGCUUCUUCUGUUAGAUUUCCUGCCUUACCCUUGGAUUUCCUCAGGGGAACUAUAAAUCACUACUUGAAGGGUUGGAUAUGCUGGGUCUAUCUCUUGUUGCCUUGGGUUUUUAGUCUCUUCUCUAUGCUCUGUUUUGCUACCUUACCCUUUGGGAGAAUGAUUAUCGCCGCCUCUCCUAUUUUCAAAGCUCUUGCCAUUGUUGUUGGUGCUCGAGCCUAGGUCUUCAGCCUUUCUCAUAGUGGCCUUAGGCACCUCCGCACUAGAGUAUUGAUGCCACUGGGCGGCUCAGCCCCGCCACGACCAGCUACAAUUUCAGAUCGACAAAUCCCCUCCGCAUUAAAGGAUAGUUGGCGCU